Anneissia japonica is the source of this 366-nucleotide messenger RNA. RefSeq names its product regenerating islet-derived protein 3-alpha-like. The transcript has a single exon. The record is from RefSeq and is a predicted model, not a curated record. The annotation marks the transcript as partial. Lineage: Eukaryota; Metazoa; Echinodermata; Crinoidea; Comatulida; Comatulidae.
GUACGUUUCUGUACGACAGUCAUUGCUACAUGUUGUACACUGCGACGGCAACAUGGAGCGAUGCAAAGUCAGUCUGCGAUAAUUCCUCUUCGACGCUUCUGACGAUCAACUCAGAGGAGGAACGUACUCAUCUCACGGACAUUAUGAUAUCGUCGUUCCCAUCUCUGCCUCAAGUGUGGACAGGGCUAAACGAUAUUGCAGUGGAAGGGAAUCCAGUGUGGUUGACAGGUGAUCAUCCGAUCUAUAAUGAUUAUGACCAUGAACCAGGGACCGACUCUGAGGGAAAAGACUGUUUUCAAAUUUCAGCUAGUGACCGUUCACUUCGACACGCAGAUUGUCAAUUGGAAUUCGGAUACAUUUGUGAGG